Molecule: messenger RNA, 1982 nt
Organism: Marchantia polymorpha subsp. ruderalis
Lineage: Eukaryota; Viridiplantae; Streptophyta; Marchantiopsida; Marchantiales; Marchantiaceae
Source: the annotation of a GenBank genome assembly
UACUGAUGGCGUGAAGAUCAUCAGCAUCACGAGAUGCGAGAGCAAGUGCUCUACAAUUCUUCGAGUGAUCAUGUGACAACUGAUGUUGCUGGGAACAAGCACCUACCCGAGACGAGAUGUACUGGUUCAGGUAACCGGUUGCACAAAAAUUGGACAAUGCAAGUCAUGUGUGAUGAACUAAAACGCUGUGAGGAUUUCAAGGCGAAUUUUGAGGAUGGGCGACUGAGUAAUAAUCACAUCUAGAGCAUCAUGCACAUGACUUGGUCAAGGCGGCGGUAAACGUAAUCUCUUGCUUGACAGACUGAGUGACUGACCGGGGAUGUGCACGAGACUACGGCCAGCUCAUGAGUGACAGUUCACCUCUGGUAAACUAUGGACAUCUGACUCUUGGAUGUCCAUAUAAAAGCUCCAGUGCUUAAGCAAAGAGGAAAAACAAUCUCAAGCCCUCGCAAGAGCUUGAUUAUUCAGUAGUAUGCACAAGAGCUGCAUAGGUUCAGACUGAUUCGACCAAAACUCUGAGUUCUUUCUGUUCCGAGGAUACGUAAGAGGUCUCUUGAAAAUUCUUUGAUUCAAGAUGGUGAAGAGAGCUGUGCUGGUCGGUUGCAAUUAUCCUGGAUCGCGGUGCCCCCUCCGAGGAUGCGUCAACGAUGUUACGAACAUGAAUAAGCUUCUCAUCGACGUCUACGGGUUUGAAAAGAAAAACAUUAUGUUCAUGGUAGACACGGAUGAAAAGUCAGUCAAGCCCACUGGAAAGAAUAUCGUGCACUAUCUCGGAAAGGCUAUCCAGGUCUCAAAAUCAGGCGAUGUGCUUUAUUUCCAUUUCAGCGGCCAUGGAGGGCAGAUUCCAGCAGAGAGUGGAGACCAAGAAGAUGAUGGAGAAGAUGAGUGCAUCUACCCAGCAGAUUUGAAUCCUAUGACGGAUGAUACUUUCAGACUUCUUCUGGCGGAUCUCAAUCCAGGCGUGAAUUUUACUUUUGUCUCCGACUCUUGUCACAGUGGUGGAUUACUAGAUUCCCAAGAUCUGCAGGUUGGGAUGGGCGAGCUAGGACAAGUAGGAAAGGAGACCGAGGCGACGAGCGGAGAGGCUUCCAUGAGAGAAGAGCAAAAGGCAGACAGGCGCUUACCGACCGAGAUUCUCAUUCAAGAAUUAGCUGAUGCAAGUGGGCGCGAAGUGAAGCUGGGAACCAUACGAUCCACACUUUACCAGCUCUUCAGAGAAGAUACGAGUCCGACCGUGAAGGUGUUCGUGAAGAACAUGGCAGGCCGUUUGGAGGACGGGCCUCCUCCGGAGGACUGGGAGAGCUCGUACAACGAGGUCGGAGUCGCAGCCCUGACGCAUCUCAAGGAAAUCUGGGACGACGAGACGAUCGACAACGAUGAGUACUUCCGCAGCGCUCGAGCGGUCGACGGCCCUCUGAACUUCAAUGGUCACGCCAACGCCAAGCCCGAUGGGCAACGCCUUCCUCCUUCCACCGGCACGCUCGUCAGCGGAUGCCAGUCGAAUCAGACGUCGGCUGAUGUGCCCGGCUGGGGCGGCGCUUACGGAGCUCUGAGCAACGCGAUCCUCAAGCUCGUCAAGCACCACUCGGGGAAGAUCACCAACAAGCAGCUGGUGAAUGGAUGUCGUGAAAUCAUGGUUGAAACCCAGCUGGAUCAAAGGCCUUGUUUGUACUGCACGAAAGAAAAGGUAAAUGCCAAUUUCAUCUGCGAUCUCAAAUGAGCGAGAGCACGGAUUGCUUCCAAAACUUUCGAACGAGAUCAUGAGACUUGACGAAACUAGACACAUUUCUUGUACAAAAACAAUCAUCAUGAAGGUUUCGGAAUGUCAGUUUAGAGAUUCCUGAGGCGUUCACGAUCGCAACCUCUUGCAUUGUUCACAUGCUCCUAUCGUUACUAAGAGAAGCCUGAGCAAUUAUAUACUUUGAAAUAAAAAUAAGACCUUUCUGGCAACGAGGACGUUUCGAGAAAAGCCUCCAAAUGGU